Pelagomonas calceolata is the source of this 1336-nucleotide messenger RNA. Lineage: Eukaryota; Pelagophyceae; Pelagomonadales; Pelagomonadaceae. The record is from the annotation of a GenBank genome assembly.
UUUUUUGGCGCUGCCUUGUGCGCGCCGCUGUUGCAGCUGAGAGCGCUGCAGCAUAGAUAUAUCGCAGCAGCGCUGCAACGGAUGCGCGCAGUUGCAAUUUCUGCGCGCAGCGCACGGUAAAAUUUAAUUUCUCACGUCUCUUGAGCUGCAAAUAAAUAUAUAAUCGACAGCGGUGGAGAUGUACAGCGACGAACCCACAACACCAUUAAUGGACGGCGCGCUGUCCGACGGCAGCAUCUCGCGCAACACCAGCAGCGCAAGCGUCCAGCCCAUCCAGCGCUCGACGUCCUCCUUGGAGAUGCGCGCCGAAACCGCGCCGGCGCUCCACGUCGACAGCAACGCGCAGCUGAGCCACGCCGUGAAAGCGAGGCGGCGGCAGCUCCGCAUGAAGCUCAAUUCGAUUGAUUCGGAAGAGGGCGACGAAAACGUGAGGAAGGAGAUCAACCAUCGGGUGGAGCAGGACGCGCGCGACGCCUAUGAAUCUUUAAGGAGCCAGGGCAAGCUCGUGGCGGCGACGUUCGCGACGCAGUCACUCGGUCUGUCUCUGGUCCUAUCGCGGUUCGCCCCGACGCCGCACCAGCUCAAGCGCAAGGAGCUCACGCCCCAGAAGACGUUGAGACGUACUUUGAGUAACGGCGACCUCAACGACGAGGACGACGAAGGGAGAAGACUAGUCAUCGUCGAGGACACGUUCUCCGAUAGAGGUGGGGGCGUCGCUCGAGCGCUACUGAGGCCGAUGGACGAGCUCGUCGGCGUUUCCACAUCCCCAUUCGCGGACGAGGCGCCGCCCGUCGAGGACGUCGACUUAGUCGUAGAUUUGACGCCGUCGGCCUUCGACGCUUUGUUAGUGAAAAUUAGAGACGCGCCGAGACCUUUGACGCUGGUCUUUGCCCGAGGAAGGUGCCUCGCGGCGGUGCGGAGGAGGCCGCGGCCGCUCUCGCCCCAGAAGCCGCACCUCGGGCCGACGCGGCGCCGCGGCCACGGCGCCACGCCGACGCGCCCGCGGUCCCCUCAAAAGCAGCGGCGCGCGCCGCCGCCGCGGACCUGGCGCCGCUUCUGCGCGGACGCGUCCAGUUGUUUGCAGACGGUGAGCGAGGCGUUGGUGCGCGGCGUCCUCGCGUGCCUCGACGCGCCGAUGCGCCGCCUGCGCCGGCGGCGAAAGAUGACGCCGACGAACCACCGGGCGCCGCCGCGGGGCCACCGGCGCAUCAACUCCGAGCCCUUGCCGACGCAUUUCUUCGCCGGGCCUGAGGAGCAGAACCUCGUUUAGCUAUGUUUAAGAUAACGCUGUGACGUACUUCUGUAUCCACAUGUCCUUACUCACAUGUCACAGCGA